Messenger RNA from Colletotrichum karsti, 3450 nucleotides. RefSeq lists its product as uncharacterized. NCBI's taxonomy places the organism in Eukaryota, Fungi, Ascomycota, Sordariomycetes, Glomerellales, Glomerellaceae. Gene Ontology annotation, biological process: intracellular transport. The record is from RefSeq and is a predicted model, not a curated record. The transcript has a single exon. Bases 1 to 3450 code for a protein of 1149 amino acids.
AUGGACCCCAGAAACAACACCCCUCGGGCGCGCCCGUCGCUCAAGUUCGCAAACCGUAGCUACCAAGCUUCGCCUCUGAACCCGAACAAGCGAAUCGGCACUCCCAAGACAGCCCCGUCUCAGAAGACCUUGAGCCGCGAUAUCGCGCCCUCGAGUAACCUCAGCACGAGCACCAUUUCUACCGCUCACAACCUGUUCCGCUCCUCCUCUAUUGCCGCAAGCCCGGCCUCCACUUCUUUCGCGCCGAGCAUACCCGCCAGCACUAUGAAGAAGGUAUUCGCGCCAGGCGCGACCCCGGCCUCCCAGAAGGUCUAUCGCGAGAACAUCGCCCAGGCCACUCCCCGAGGCCUCGCUUCCAAGUCGAACUCGUCCGACCUCUUCCAGAUGCGCAUUCCCUCUCCCCCACCCGAACUCACGGGCGAAGCUCUCGCCAGAGACAUCCCUCCCGAGCUCGAAGCGAAGGGUACGGUAUAUGCCGACCAGUAUCUCGGCCACCUCGUUCCUCCCGAGUACGACGACCUUCAGCGACGUCAGCUUUUCUGCGUUCUUGACCUUCGUCGCCUCAAAUACGCUGCGAACGAGAUCUUCGCCAAGAAGGACUGGAAGCUCAAUAUCAUGAACUUCGCCAAGGAGUUCGAAAAGAGCCGGAGCUUGAUCAUGCUCAGAUAUGGCUUGUACGAGUUCAAGAACGUCAAGCCUUCGGACGAGGUUUUGAAGAAGUGGAGGGCAGCCCACGGCCUGCCUGAUCCUGAGGAGGACACUGCGGAUGCCAGCCCCUCCAGGCAGACUACGCGCUCCAAGCGCAAGGCUGAAGAGCAGCUCACUCCCAAGGACACGGCUUUGUCCAUCGCUUCUCCUAACAAGAACAAUAAGAGACGUGCCGUUGACCGGGAGGAGGAAGAGCCCGUUGCCACCCCAGCUGCCAAGAACAAGAGAAAUGCUACUGUAACCGACGAGGCGGACGAAAACCAGCUGUCCAAGUCGCAAAAGCCAGCUUCGACUCCCUCAAACACCAAGAACUUGUUCGAGCGCAUCGCCAACAACCAGGGGCCUACCUCCACUCCCAAGGCCACGCCCCAAGCUUCGGAGGCUCCCAAGCCUAACCCGUUUGCCGCUGCCUCGAAGCCAGCUAACGGCGAACCCGCCAAGUCUGUUUUCCAAAACCUCAAGCCCGCCCCAGGAGGCAACAGCAACCCCUUCUCAUACCUUUCGGACAACAGUUCCGCGAAGAACAGCGGUGUGGACGCGGAUGGCGAGAGUGAGACCGACUCUGACGACGAGGAAGAGGCGGAGGCACAAGAACCCGGCCAGCAGAGCUACGAGCCCAGCGUCGCCGCUAGCGGUGGUGCCGAGACGCCGUUGGCUCAGCCUACCUCUAACCUCUUCGGUGGUGUGAAGAAGCCAUUGUUCUCCAGCGGCGUUGCUACCGCGCCUUCCAGCACCUCGUCUGGUGCAAGAGAGACUACGCCAAAGAGCCUGUUUGACCGCGUUAGCAAGGGAAAUGACGGCCAGCCAAUGCGUUCCGACUCUGCUGAACCGGCCAAGGAACCCGCCCCGGCUCCGGUCGACGCUACUUGGAAGCCGACUAGUCCGAUCAAGUUCAACGCCGGCCCCGCUGCUCCGGCCAGCAGUAACAUCUUUGGUGCUUCUACCAACGGUUCCUCGAGCUCCAUCUUCGGUGCCAAGCCUGCUGCACCUCCCUCCAACUUGUUCGGUGCGCCGAAGCAGGACAAGCCGGCCGACGAUCAGCCCAAGUCCGCAAAGCGCUCUCGUGACGAUGAUGCUGAGUCCGACAAAGAGAACAGCUCGAAGCCUGCCAAGUCGCCCUUCGGUGGCUUCUCUGCUGGUUUCCAGCCGAAGACUUCCGAGGAGCCCAAGAAAGCCGAAGCGCCCAAGCCGGCCGCCCCGGCUUUUGCGUUUGGUUCCUCCGCUCCUAAGCGGGACGAAGCCAAGGCCGCGGCCCCGACCUCGAACUUGUUCGGUUCCCAGGAGAAGCCUCCCGUUAUGCAGUCGUCGACGCUCUUCGGAGGAAACAAACCCCAAGAAACGUCAGCGACUCCUGCAGCUGAACCGGCCAAGCCUCUCUUUGGCGCCAGCACCUCCGGAACAGCGAGCCCCUUCCAGUCCAGCACGCUCUUCGGUAGUCAGGCACCUGCCCCUGCACCUACUUCUAACCUGUUCGGCGCCAAGCCGGCCGACACUGCGGCCUCCAAGCCUGAGCCCGCUCCUGCUCCCUCGGCGGCGCCCAUGUUCAGCUUCGGUGGUAACAAGCCUGCUGAGCCGAGCCCGCUCUUUGGUGCGCAAAACACCAACGGUGGCAAUCCCCUCUUUGGCGGCAGCCCUAUGAAGGCGGAUCCCCCAGCCGAGAAGCCUGCUUCUUCCACGCCGUCGUUCACUUUCGGUGCCUCCCAAAGCGCGGCCCCGUCCAACCCAUUCGGCGGCUCAUCCGAACCGCAGACUAAUGGAGGCUCGUUCAACUCCGGAGGUGGUUCGUCCUUCACAUUCAGUGCCGGUGGCGGUCAGUCAUUCAACAACCCCUUCGCGUCGAACGCAGAGUCCAGCUCAGCGCCCCCGUCAUUCAACUUUGGCGGCGGCUCUGCUGCUCCCUCCGGCGGAUCCGCGCCCUUCCAGUUUGGUGGCGGUGAUUCAUCGUCUGCUGCUCCCGCGAGCAGCUCGCCCUUCCAAUUUGGCGGCGCCUCUUCGCAGCCGGCUGCCCCUGCCGCGCCCUCGGCCUCGGCCUCCUUCACAUUCGGUGCUUCCAACGGUAACUCUGCGGCGCCAGCUGGUCAACAGUCCCUAUUUGGUGGAAACAAUGCUGCCCCUACUAGCAACCUCUUCGGUGCUAAGCCUCAGUCUUCCGGCAUGUUCGGUGGUCUGCAGCCGCCUGCCGGUGCCUCGACCACUGGAACCAACUCUCCGUUCAACUUUGGCGGUGCUUCCAGUCUCGCCACCACACCUGCUACUGGAACUCCCGAGCCUGAAAAGGCCGCAGCUAAUGGGGACGGAGACGAUGCCGAGGGCAAGCCCCAUGAACAAAUCAAGCUCACCGAGGGUGGUCCUGGGGAGGAAGAUGAGGCCGUCGUGCAUGAGGUUCGCGCCAAGGUCAUGAAGUUUGUCCCUCCUGGGUCCGAGGAGGCAGAUGGAGAUGACCAGCCUAAGAGCAAGAGCCCCUGGUCCACCAAGGGCAUUGGGCCGCUCCGUCUCCUCAAGCACAAGACUACCGGCGCCGUCCGCAUGCUUCUUCGCGCUGAGCCCCGUGGCCACGUCGUCCUCAACAGAACAGUCCUGCCGAGCGAGGCGUACAAGUCGAACAAGAAGUACGUUACGUUGACGACCUCGAACGAAACGGGCAACGGCCUCGAGACCUGGAUGGUGCAGGUGAAGACUGAAGACCUGGCCGCAGCUCUCGCUGGCGCCCUGGAGUCCCACAAGUCGGCCAACGCCAACUAA